Messenger RNA from Neoarius graeffei (lesser salmon catfish), 1117 nucleotides. RefSeq names its product MYST/Esa1-associated factor 6 (gene meaf6). Lineage: Eukaryota; Metazoa; Chordata; Actinopteri; Siluriformes; Ariidae. The transcript has 8 exons. The record is from RefSeq and is a predicted model, not a curated record. Gene Ontology annotation, cellular component: NuA4 histone acetyltransferase complex. Bases 41 to 658 code for a protein of 205 amino acids.
GUCGCCAUCUUGUUUGUUGUUGUUGGCUGGCGGUUCAAUCAUGGCGAUGCAUGCUAAAGCGACUCCACCGCAGAUUCCCGACACUCGCCGUGAGCUCUCGGAGCUCGUCAAGAGGAAACAAGAGCUUGCGGAGACGCUGGUGAACCUGGAGAGACAGAUCUACGCGUUUGAAGGCAGCUACCUGGAGGACACGCAGAUGUACGGCAACAUCAUCAGGGGGUGGGACCGCUAUCUAACCAACCAGAAAAACUCCAACAGUAAGACGGACAGAAGGAACCGAAAGUUCAAGGAGGCAGAACGGCUGUUCAGUAAAUCCUCCGUAACAUCAGUGGCAGCUGUUUGUGCUCUCGGUGGCGUCCCUGAUCACAUGAAUGAAAAACGUGAGGCAGGCAGCGGUACCGAGAGCGACGCAUCUCCGGACCUGCAGAACCAGGAGAACGAGCCGGGUCAGGAGGAGGCGGAGGACGCAGACGGAGCACUGCAAGACCUGAAGCCUCAGAAAGCUGCGUCGUCUUCCAGCUCCACCAACGCGGGCCACCACAGCAGCCACAAGAAACGCAAGAACAAGAACCGACACAGCCCCUCCGCCAUGUUCGAUUAUGACUUUGAAUUUGACAUGAAGAUGAAUAAAAAGCCCAGAGCGGAUUAUUCAGCCUGAUGCUGAAGAUGGAGCGUGUUUGACCUGGACUAUAUCCAUCAUCUUGUAUCUCUCUCUCUCACACACACACACAGGCUGUUGAUUCAUCAUCUCUCCAUCAGCCCUUACAGCAGUCGUUGACCGAACUCUAGUGCAUGUGAGAUUUAUAAGCUCCCUCCUCCUCUCCCUCCUCCCCAUUUGGUUUCUGAAUGCCCCACCCAGUCCGUUUCGCAUGUAAAACCCUCCCCUUGCAUUGCAUUCUUGUAUAUUUGUGUCCCUGCAUGUGAUUUGGGACACAUUUUUAAUACUGAUAUUUCCACAGUGUCAGAUUGUUCGUAUUUAUAAUGCUCCACUUGUGACUUUUUUUUUUUUUUUAAAUCAGUUACUUUCUUUUGUAAGUUUGAAAGGAAUUGUGUCGUCAUUUCCAUUGUUGGUUUUUACUCUGUGAAAAUAAUAAUUAAAAAAAAAACAAAAACGAAA